Messenger RNA from Uloborus diversus, 2683 nucleotides. Its product is annotated as gamma-aminobutyric acid receptor subunit beta-like. The record is from RefSeq and is a predicted model, not a curated record. Gene Ontology annotation, cellular component: membrane; neuron projection; synapse. The coding region runs from base 97 to 1545 and encodes 482 amino acids. Gene Ontology annotation, molecular function: extracellular ligand-gated monoatomic ion channel activity; neurotransmitter receptor activity; chloride channel activity. The transcript is spliced from 8 exons. Gene Ontology annotation, biological process: nervous system process; regulation of membrane potential; chloride transmembrane transport. NCBI's taxonomy places the organism in Eukaryota, Metazoa, Arthropoda, Arachnida, Araneae, Uloboridae.
UUCGCGCACGCUGCCUGCUGGGUCCGCAAACUGGACCUUUUCAUUCAUUCCAGCGUUCAAUCUUGAGAUUCGGUCGCGAUCCAUGGCGUAGCCAAUAUGAAAGAGGGGAUGAUUGCUUCGUUGAUGCUUUGUAUUUUGCUUUUUCUGGCCCCAGCACUCAAAAAUCAAGGAUCUGUCGCCGCUUCUGGGGAUGACAGAGUCAAUAUUACCAAAAUUCUCAAUGCAUUCUUUGACCAGGGCUAUGACAAGCGGGUCAGGCCGAACUACGGCGGUCCGCCGGUUAUAGUGAGCGUCACGAUGUUCAUCCUCAGCAUCAGUUCUGUAUCAGAGGUGCUAAUGGAUUUUACUCUUGAUUUCUACUUUCGUCAAGCUUGGACCGAUGACCGGCUUUCGUUUACCCCGAGGACGGGAUUCGAGAGCUUGACGGUAGGCGCCGAGGUCGCUGAUCGAAUUUGGGUCCCGGACACCUUUUUUGUAAACGAGAAGAGCGCCUAUUUCCACAAAGCUACUACACAAAAUACAUUCCUCCGUAUCUCCGCAGGUGGCGAAGUCUUUAGAAGUAUCAGAUUGACCGUAACUGCUGGAUGUCCUAUGGAUUUGCAGUAUUUUCCGAUGGACAGACAAGUGUGUUACCUCGAGAUAGAAAGUUUCGGAUACACAAUGAGAGACAUAAGGUAUAAGUGGGGAGACGGAGAGAAAUCUAUUGGUAUGUCGACUGACGUCGAAUUACCCCAGUUCAAAGUCUUAGGCCAUAGGCAAGACCAAAAAGAAGAACACCUCACGACAGGUAACUAUUCGAGAUUAGUGUGUGAGAUUCAGUUUGUGCGGAGCAUGGGCUACUAUCUAAUUCAAAUCUACAUCCCAGCUGGGUUGAUAGUCAUCAUUUCGUGGGUUAGCUUCUGGUUACACAGAAACGCGACACCCGCCCGAGUAGCCCUGGGGGUCACCACCGUGCUCACAAUGACCACCCUUAUGUCCAGUACCAACUCCGCCUUACCCAAAAUCUCGUAUGUCAAGAGUAUUGACGUCUACUUAGGAACCUGUUUCGUCAUGGUGUUCGCAUCCCUACUUGAGUAUGCUACAGUAGGCUACCUCGGCAAGAGGAUAAGUAUGCGAAAGGCCAGGAAUCAGCAGAUGGCCAAGAUGGCUCAAGAACACCGACAAAGAUGCGUGGCAGCAGCCGCGGCUGCGGAGGGGCCCGAAAGGUGCCCCCCUCCGGAGGCGGUUCUUCUGCCUGGCAAUGCUGAAGUCACAAUGGUCAAAUCUGCAGUCAGAGGACAGCCAAUUAAUCACCGAACAAAAUUACCUGAAACUAGAAUACCACUUCGACCUGCUCUGGUCGAAAACUUGAAUAAGGACCCUGCGGACGUGGAAGCUGUGCCACCGAGGAUACCCGAGGGUUUAUUUGGCAUCGUUCCCAGCGACAUCGACAAGUAUUCCCGACUCGUAUUCCCAGUAAUUUUCAUCUCCUUCAACCUUACCUACUGGAUUAUCUAUUUGCACAUCAGCGACACUUUAGGGGAGGAUAAUGUUGCUCUGUCUUAAAUCGUCAAUGUUCGUCUAACGUAAUAUCUUCGUUUAUAUGCAGAAAGGGACAUCGAUUCCGUUUAGACUUAGCGAUACUAUCCGACUACUGAUGAGAACGCCUACACGAUGCCUAAAUAUAUGUAGUCGAGCAAUUAUUGUUAUGAACAAUUUGGGAAUUUUAAUCACUUUAAUGAGUGUCGAUGGAUUUGCCCACAACCUUUCUUAGCACACGUUAAGUGUUGCCGGCACACUUUGAAAAUGCAAUAGGCACAACCCGCAAACCCACCUGCAGUAGGCUUUGAUUUCCAAUGUGUGGUGAGAAAGUACCUCUUUGCCAAAAUUAUGAACAGAAUAAAAAGUCGAUUUCAAGACGACUUCAAAUAUAAUUGUUAGUGCAAUGACUACUUUACGCCGAAUGAACAAUGUAAGAAAGCCAACGUGGCAAGGUACAAAUUUUCAUUGAAAAUUGUCAUUUUCAUUGCAAAUUUGUGGCUUCUAACGUUGGAAUUGUUUAAUUGUAUGAAUGCAACGGUUGUCCGUAGACAACAUCGCUGUCCAUGAAGACAUAAUAAGAUUAUUGCACACUUAACUAAUCAAUAGAAAAAAUAUUGUGAAUUGGAAAACAGUAAAUUCAUUGCAUCAAAUGACGAAUAAAUCAAAAUGAGACGUACCAUAUUUAUAAGAGCAAUUUUUUAAAAAAUGUUUAUAUAGAUUUUUGUUUCCGAAUGGACUAACAUUUUUGAAUCUAAAAUAAAAUCUGACAAUGAUACUAUUCAGUCCCGGAUUCCCCAAUAGGUCAACCUAGGCCCUGGCCUAGGGGCGCAAGUCGAAAAGGGCCGACGUCGCUGAGGGAAAAAAAUAAACAGCUUGGUGAGGAAAAAAAAGCGACGCGUUAGUAUAUGGAGAAGCAAAAUUUAUCUAGUAAAGAUUGCAAUCAGCGCGAUAGGCAUAAAAACAGCUAUUGAAGGGGGGGGGGGUGCUUGAGUCGAGAUCCUUUUCCGCUCAAAGCAUGUAUUUUUCAAUAUCAUUGAUUUGAACAAUAAUUUCUUUAAAAUAUAGCUUUGACCGGAGGCGAACGGAGUUCUCUAAGAAGGUGCCAACCUUGACUCCUAAAAAGUGCAAAAAGAGUUCAAGGGCGCAAAAAAAAAAAAAAAAA